Messenger RNA from Porites lobata, 1991 nucleotides. The record is from the annotation of a GenBank genome assembly. Lineage: Eukaryota; Metazoa; Cnidaria; Anthozoa; Scleractinia; Poritidae.
AUGCCUCGACAAGCAGAGGAAGUUCUUGAAUACGACGACUUCCUCGGUUGGACUGUUUCCUCGUUAAAGGAUUUUCUUUCGCUACGGGGACUCAAGCAAACGGGCAGAAAGUCUGAGCUGAUCGCUAGAGCGUUUGGAGCCUACGAACUCAAUGUGCCCGUGAAGUUUUCCCAGGAGCAAAUUUAUCAGCAGAUAAAAGACGAAUAUUCAAGGAGGCUGACUAAAAAUGAAAUUAGGAGUGAUCCAAACAUGUUACCGAGUGACGCUUGGAUUGACGACGUAAAGGAAUGGCCAGAGGUCGAUGAUGGCAAAUUGUUCAGUUAUGUUUUGAGGACUAAAGCCGUAGAUGUCGACUAUAUUGGAAAAUACAAGGAUCAGAAGGCCUAUUCUUAUUGGAUGAGUGGCUUUGUAGACACAGUGUUCUUUGCUAAAUGCCCAAUUAACAGCAAGCAUGUGUUCUUGAAAGGCUCUGUAUCCCCUUCUCAAAAAAUUCGUGAUGACCCGCAUAAGGUCUGGGUUUGUUUAGAGGGCACAAAAAGUGAAUGCAAAAUCUUAACCUCUUGGUGUACAUGUACAGCAGGUACUGGUGAAGUUUGCAAUCAUGUUAUAGCUUUGCUAUAUAAAGUAAAUUUUGCACACAAGAAAGCUUACAUAUCUCCUGCAUGUACAAGCGUUCCACAAGGAUGGAACAAAGGAACUAGAAAGGAUGUAGCUCCAACUCAAAUAAAAAACCUUGUCUUUCGUAAAGACAAAAAGACUCGGGAGGACAGUCCCAAAGAACAGGCAGCCAAUUUAACUUUAAAGAACAACUUUGACCCACGAAAGCCCCAGGAUAGGCAGCUGACCAAUGAAAGGGUGUCAGCUCUUAUCAAUGGAGUAAUUGAGAAUGUCCCAUCUGCUUGUUUACUUCACUCUAUCGAGCACACUAAAGAUGACGGCCUACCCGAACCUCUUCCUCAGAGAGCCCUUAGCUUCAUGUCAUCCCAAGAAAUGAAAGGAAAACCAUUGGAACAUACCGCUCCACUCUUUUUAAAAAAUGUCAGAUGACGAGUGACCAAGUGAAAAGGGUGGAAACUGAAACUCGUGGCCAGAGUAACAAUGACUCUUGGCAUCAACAAAGAGUUGGGAGAGUGACUGCGUCAAAUUUUCACAAAUUUCACACCAAGGCUCAAACAAUCAUCAACAGAAAAAGUGACAAUGACAAAAAACCCAUUUACAGUUCAAUGGUGUCAAGCCUGUUGAAUAAAAGUGAUGAUGUCUCACAUAUGCCACAGAUAAAGUGGGGGAAUGCCCAUGAAAAGGAUGCCAUAAAAUCAUUCAUGUCAGAUGUGGCCUCUCAACAUGAUGGUGGCCUACAGGGCUUUAGACAGUGUGGAUUGUUCAUCAAACCCGAUUACCCCUUCCUUGCGGGUUCCCCGGACGGCCUGUUUUUUUGCCAUUGUUGUGGUCUGGCAACACUGGAAGCAAAAUGUCCCUACAGUGUGAGAAAUGAAAAUAUUCAUGAAAAAAAGACAUUUGACCGUGUGGAAUUUCUUGAAGAUUUUAAUGGAAAGCCCCGCUUGAAACGCUCGCACAAAUAUUACACCCAAAUGCAAGCUCAGAUGUGGGUUUGUGGUGCCAAUCAUGGCUUCUUUAUUGUUUGGACUCUGGGCGGCCAACCAUUGUAUGAACGAGUAGAACUUGACUUGGAAUUUUGUCUGAAAGUUGUGAACAAUAUCACUCUCUUUUACAAAUCUUUUGUGUUACCUUGCCUGUUAGGAUACAGGGACAUUUUUGAGUGCCCCAAGUGUGACAAGGUUAUUUUGGAGAGUGAUGAAAUAAGUGAUUCUGCAAACGAAAACAGUGUAUGCUGUGACCGCUGCAGCACUUGGUGGCAUUUGCCAUGUGCUGAACUCAGUGUGAAUUCUGCAGAUGCACUCGACUCUUGGAUUUGCCAGAGCUGCCUGGCUGAUGCAGCAAACAUACAUGAUGCUGGGGAUGAUGAACUUGAC